Messenger RNA from Aspergillus wentii DTO 134E9, 1919 nucleotides. RefSeq names its product peroxidase. The transcript has 2 exons. Bases 495 to 1592 code for a protein of 365 amino acids. Gene Ontology annotation, biological process: cellular response to oxidative stress; response to reactive oxygen species; hydrogen peroxide catabolic process. The record is from RefSeq and is a predicted model, not a curated record. Gene Ontology annotation, molecular function: peroxidase activity; heme binding. NCBI's taxonomy places the organism in Eukaryota, Fungi, Ascomycota, Eurotiomycetes, Eurotiales, Aspergillaceae.
GCAAUAUGUAAUAGAGACCCAGAUUGGUGGGUAGAGAGAGCCAUGGACACCAGCUGGCACCACGAGCCAUGGAUCCUCCAUCCACCGCCACCAUGUGCAUCCAUCGUCACUUGCAGAGCUCCUACUAAUCCUCAUCGCUAAGCAGAAGAAUGCGGAGAUGCUGCUGACUCAAACGAAAGGCCCAGAGCCCGUUAAUUUGCCCGCUGCUGAUUGGUGCACGGUGCCUGUUCGAUGGGCUUCGGCGGCUUGAGGGACAUAUGGGAGCACUGGCGAUGGUUCCUGCGAUUCGAUGAAUUGGCAACCCCUGCGCUCGCCUCCUCAUUCCGCGGCCUUAAAGCUGUCGUCUUCUCCUCUUUCCCUUUUCCCUGCCCGUUUCUGAAUCCCUAAUCUUCCAAUUCAGACCAUCUUCUCUCUGUGUUUCCAUCCAUCCAUCUUAUCCCUCUAUCCUAUCUCGCCCAUCCACUUAUUUAAGACAUCCCCUCCUUCGUAUCACCAUGGCCUCGGCUGCAAGAACUGCUUCCCGCUUCCUCCGGUCAACCCCAGCAACCUCCUCCUUCAGACCGGCGGCUCGCAGCACCCGGUUUGCCCUUCCUACCCAGGCCUUCCGUGCAUCUGCUCGUCGCGGUUAUGCCUCUGAAUCUGGUGAGGCCAAAUCCUCUUCGAACGCCUUCCUCUGGUCUGGUCUCGCCGCUGCUGCUGGUGCGGGUGCAUACUUCUACCUGAACGGCAGUGAUGCUUCUGUCGGUGUGAAAGGUGUUCCUACCCAGGCCGAUUACCAAAAGGUGUACGAUGAGAUUGCUCGUCGUCUCGCGGACGACACCGAUUACGAUGAUGGCAGCUAUGGACCGGUUCUCGUUCGAUUGGCAUGGCACGCAAGUGGCACCUAUGACAAGGAAACCGGUACAGGAGGAAGCAACGGCGCCACCAUGAGAUUCGCCCCCGAGUCGGACCACGGCGCCAACGCUGGUCUCAAGACUGCCCGAGACUUCUUGGAGCCCGUCAAGGCCAAGUUCCCCUGGAUCUCCCACUCCGACCUCUGGACUCUGGCUGGUGCCUGUGCCAUUCAGGAAUUGGGUGGCCCCACCGUUCCCUGGAGACCCGGUCGCCAGGACAAGGAUGUCGCUGCCUGCACUCCUGAUGGACGUCUGCCCGAUGGUGCCAAGGGCCAGGGCCACGUUCGCGAUAUCUUCUACCGUAUGGGAUUCAAUGACCAGGAGAUUGUUGCCCUGAUUGGCGCUCACGCUCUGGGCCGUGCCCACGCCGAUCGCUCCGGCUUCGAUGGACCCUGGGACUUCAGCCCUACUGUCUUCACCAACGAGUUCUUCCGUCUCCUUGUUGAAGAGAAGUGGCAGCAGAAGAAGUGGAACGGACCUGUUCAGUUCACCGACAAGUCCACUCAGACUCUGAUGAUGCUUCCCUCUGAUAUUGCCCUGAUUAAGGACAAGGGGUUCAAGAAGCACGUCGACCGUUAUGCCAAGGACAGUGACGUCUUCUUCAAGGAGUUUUCCGACGUUUUCGUCAAGCUCCUCGAGCUGGGUGUUCCCUUCACCAGCAAGGCUGAAGACCGCUUCGUCUUCAAGACUUCUGAAUAAGGAUCUCAGCGGUCUCUUAACUUAUUCUGUUUUGCUUUGUUUGAUUGGCUUUGUAGCACUGCAUCUCUUUUGUUUUUGUUUUGAUAUCCGACAUAUACUUGUCGCAUUUUGGGAGGUCCCUGGUUAUUGGGGAUGGCGUCAUUUUAUUAGAUCUGUUUUGGAUCUCAUUCUGGAAAAGAAUGGCAAAUAGUAGACUAUAAAAAGGUCUUGAAUAUCAUUACCCAAAGAAUUCUUCGUGUAUAUCGAUAGACUGUAAACAUCUCAGGUCAUUAUUGCUGCCGGAUGAGUGGCAGAAUUUUUAUGUAGAGCCUAACUCCCGAGACUUUU